This is a messenger RNA of Penicillium antarcticum, 1032 nucleotides long. RefSeq lists its product as uncharacterized. NCBI's taxonomy places the organism in Eukaryota, Fungi, Ascomycota, Eurotiomycetes, Eurotiales, Aspergillaceae. The transcript has a single exon. Gene Ontology annotation, biological process: regulation of transcription by RNA polymerase II. Gene Ontology annotation, molecular function: DNA-binding transcription activator activity, RNA polymerase II-specific. Bases 1 to 1032 code for a protein of 343 amino acids. The record is from RefSeq and is a predicted model, not a curated record.
AUGAAGAGUCCAAGGCGCGAAACUCUGCACAGUAUCUAUCCUCAGACCAGCACAUUUCUGUCCAACCCACCUUCACAUGAGGCUCAUAAUGAUCAAAGUCACCACGGACAAAGCUCCGAAGAGAACAUCAACCUCAAGCAUAUGGAACUGCUCAUUCACUUGACCACAAACAAAGAUACCUUCAGUCUUGGCCUAACCGCCAACGAUGAUUCCACAGGUUCCGAGCUGGCUUUCGCAUUGAAGACAAGUCUAGAGUCGCCAUAUCUUUUGCAUCAACUGCUUGCAUUCUCCGCCCGUCAUUUGGCAUAUCUUCACCCUGAUCGCCCAGAUAGUUAUCUCCAUCAAGCUGUCACCCUUCAAACUAGUGCUGCAUCACUUUUCACUGCCGUUGGCACGGAAGUCAAUCAAUCAAAUUGUGUCGCUGUUCUUCUUUUCUCAUCUAUCCUUGGACAUCAGCUUCUUGCAGACACACUCGCGAAAAGACCUCCGGAAGGCUUGGAUGAAUUCAUGACAAGCUAUGUACAGUUUGUCGAGAUGCAUAGAGGUAUCCACACAAUUGCCAUGACUGCUUGGCCGCAAUUAAUGAAGACCGAGCUUGAGCCUAUUCUAUCGUGGAGCUCUCAGUUUACUGCACGGGAGCCAAGGGGUCACGAUUGCCAACAAGUCAGGGAACUGAUAGUCGGCUCGAAGUCGCUGCUAGAAGAUGAAAAGAAGACAUGUUUGCCUGUUAUCGAUUACCUGCAGGUCGGAUUUGAUGCAGUGUCAGCGGACGAGGAACAGGGGAAUCGACAUCAUAUGCUUUGCACAUGGCCUAUGUUGGGGUCAUCAGAGUUCACAGCACUGCUGGCUGCAAAACAGCACGAGGCUUUGGUCAUACUAGCAUAUUAUGCGCUGUUGCUUCAUCAUGGGAGGCAUCUAUGGCAAGUUCAGGACGCUGGGGUCUAUAUGUUGCAGAUCAUCACUGUCUAUCUUGGAACAGGAUGGGAUUAUUGGCUUGAAUACCCAAGAAGAGGGAUAUUUGCUACCAAAUAA